Messenger RNA from Pseudomyrmex gracilis, 1705 nucleotides. It is a transcript of the gene FucTB, whose product is annotated as alpha-(1,3)-fucosyltransferase 10. Lineage: Eukaryota; Metazoa; Arthropoda; Insecta; Hymenoptera; Formicidae. Gene Ontology annotation, cellular component: membrane. Gene Ontology annotation, molecular function: alpha-(1->3)-fucosyltransferase activity. The transcript has 7 exons. The record is from RefSeq and is a predicted model, not a curated record. The coding region runs from base 212 to 1537 and encodes 441 amino acids.
GCGCGACUUGGACCAUAUAUAUUCCACGUCAAUCAUACUUUAGGUUAUGGACAAGUUUUGGGUUUUUAUAGUUUUAACAUGUAACCGUUUUGAUUUUACACGUUUAAUAUCUAAUAAUUUAUAUUUUAUGCGAUAAAAUUGUUUUUUUUUUUUUUUUUUUUUUUUUUUUUUUUUUUUUUUUUUUUUUUUUUUUGUAAAUGUGAUCAAAAUUAUGAUGGCGCAAAAAAUCCGUCUUAUGUUUGCAACUGCAAUUAUGUUAGGAGUGGUUGUCAUAAUACUUGAGUUAUGCUUGCUACUCUACAAUUCCGUGGAUUUAACUUUUUCAGAUAACAGUGAAAUACCUAUCAUAUUAUGGUGGACACCAUUUGGCAGUGAUACUCAAAUAAAAACUUGCGGAAAUGCUAGAUGUUAUUUAACGCACAACCGAACAUUUGAAACCAACGUGCGCUUGAAAAGUAUUUUAUUUUAUGGGAGUAAUUUUCGCGUUUACGAUUUACCUAAUUGGAGAAGCAAUGUAAUAACAUGGGGCUUGUUUCAUGAAGAAUCUCCCAGAAACAAUCCUAUACUGGUUCAUGAGAAAGCGCUCAAUCUUUUUAACUAUUCUUCGACAUUUAGUAGAUUUAGCAAUGUACCGCUCACGCUUCUUGAUUUGCCAGAUUUAGAAACGUUAAUAGCAAAGACACAUUUUGUUUCUGCCAAAGAAAAAUCUGUAUUAAUGCAAACAAAAAAUUUAGCACCAGUAUUAUAUAUUCAAUCCGACUGUGAUACUGCUAGCGACCGAGAUUACUAUGUCUUAGAAUUAAUGAAACAUAUUCGCGUUGAUUCUUAUGGUGCGUGUAUAAAUAACGCUCGGCUUGAUGACAGGCUCAGAAAUAACUAUCUUGAUAAAUUAAACAAUCAUGAGUUUUUAUCUUUUGUGGCUGAGUACAAAUUUACCAUAGCCUUUGAGAAUGCAAUUUGCGACGAUUACAUCACCGAAAAACUAUGGAGACCACUUAUCGUCGGUUCCGUACCUAUAUAUUAUGGAUCACCAUCUUUCAAGGAUUGGUUGCCAAAUGAUAAAUCUGCCGUUUCCAUAUUAGACUUCGCCAGUCCGGUAACGCUCGCCACCUUUCUGCACGAACUUCUGAGAAAUGAUUCCGCGUAUGAAGAAUAUUUAUCUCACAAGCUGAAUAAUCACGAGUAUCGCGUUACGAAUAAGAGAUUGCUAAAUGUGCUUGAAAAGAGACCAUCGAAAGUUCCUAAUGAAUUUGGAAAUUACGUGGACAAAUUUGAAUGUUUUGUCUGCGAACAAGUUCAGAAUACUCACAAAUCACAAGAGAUUAGUAUAGUAACGAGAAGGCAAUACGAUUGCCCUUUGCCGAAAGAUCCAAUAAAAAGGGAUAAAAGCAGCAAACGUAAUUGGUGGAAGGAACAGUGGAAUAUUGAAAAAUGUGGUGCCAAACUGCUACAUCAUUACGUAAUCAACAAUAUCAGCAUUGAUGUAAAUCAUUUUAAUGAACAAAAAAUGAAUAUGUACGACAACAACAAGUGUUGAUGCGAAAAGGAGAAUUAUAUAGACAUAGUUGCAAAGAAUUUCUCUGACAAUUAUAAACAUUCGAUUGUUUCAUAAAAUUGUUGAUUGCUCGUUAGUACGAAAUACGUAUAAAUUUUACAUAUGUUACAAGCAUUACUCUAUUUUAGUAUUAUAUAUAUGUAUAAAUAU